UUUCUUUGUCUGACAAAAUUUAUGUUAUGCAAACGCAGGCAUGUCUGUGUGGAUUUGCCCUCGCCAGGCAGGGUGGAUCCCUUUUCGCGUGAUUUCACUAAGAACUUGUGAGACCUGGAAUUGAUUUGGUUUGAUGAUGAUUUUGGCUCCUCACCAGCCCUGCUUGAGCAACGAGACUGAACUUGUCCUCGCUGGAGGUUGGCGAGGUUCUUCCACGGGGGGACCGCCCCAAGUUAUUGAGAGCCACCAGCCAGUCCCAUCGGUAGUGUGUGAUGUUAGGAGGAGGAUCUGUGAGACGGUCCGCGUUUCCGAGGCCAUGGCAGUCCUCUUUGUCAUGGCGCUGCUCGGCUUGGCCGAUGCAGAUGGAUCCAGCCUGCUUCAGACGAGAUAUUCACCUGGUGAAAGUGAGAAGGAUCUGAAAGGAUGCUUGUCCUUCAUCCACAUUCCAAAGACCAUGGGUGGUUCCAUCGAGUUGGCUCGGCUUCGUGCUGCCGGCCUACUAUGGACAAACACUAACUAUUGCCUGGGACGACUUGAAGCGGCGGGGCAUCAUCGAGAAGAACCUGGAGCCCAAUGGGGCACAUGCGAUGCUAACAUCCCGUGCUCACACGUGCAAGUGAACGAGCACCAUGGUAUGCAUUGCUCGCAACCUGACCUUUUCAAUGACACCUGGUGCUCUGCUUGGCAUUUUCCUCCGAGUUUUGAUCCACAGCUGGUGAGCUACUACGCCGAUAUCUGUGAUUCUUUUUGCGUGGUGCGUCACCCGCUGGACCGCUUCAUAAGCCAAUAUCGAUAUUGGCGGAAAGUGGCGCCACGUGAAGGCCCAGGCUUUUGCAGUGCCGAGCAAUUGGAACUCUUUGCCAUGAAGGGCCUGGCGAAGCAACUCAAUCUCCUGGCAGAAGAUUGCCAUUUGGUCCCCCAGGUCUAUUACGCCUUCCAAGAUGGAAAUCCUCAGAGCAAAAGAAUAUGCCGCCAUGUGCUGAAUAUGACAGAUGCAGCGGAACAGUUCCCCAAGUUGAUGCAGCGCUACGGCUUGGAAAAUGUGACGCUCGAAGGUGUCCAUGAACAUGAUCCGGACGAUGGGUGUGGUGAGAUCGCGCCGACCACGAAGACAAUUGAGCUGGUGAAACAGUUUUACCAUCAGGACUACACAGCCUUUGGGUUUGUUUGACCAUGAGCCUGCUGGGACAUUUGGCGCAUAGUUUGCGGAAAACUUUGUGAGUACAUUUGUGCUUGUUCAAGUCUUACACUCAAGGCGACCAUGUUUCACCAAAUCUUGCGGGGA
Messenger RNA from Durusdinium trenchii, 1285 nucleotides. The record is from the annotation of a GenBank genome assembly. Lineage: Eukaryota; Dinophyceae; Suessiales; Symbiodiniaceae.